AUGUGUGACGAACCCGCACCACGACAAAAAAUACCUAAAGAUGGCUUCGGACCUAGAGGAGCGCCAGACUGUUAUUAUACGUCACGGGUGCUGAACUCGACAUUUCGCUAUUCGAGGUUCGUCCGUAAACUUCGCGCUGAAGAGGAGGAGCAGCGGAAGGGUGCAGAGAAUAAGGCCAAAGAGAUGAAAGAUCAACAGAUCAAUGAUUUUUUUCUACGCAGUGACCGCAGAUCUCUUAUCAACGAUGUAGCACGUCGCGUCGAUCUCUGCAUGGCCUCGUACCAAGAAGAUCUAAACAAGAAGCGAGAUAUAUUGAAAGAUCUAUUUGCUCGUGAAGAGGAAGAGAACAUACGGAAGCUCGUUGAACAAGCGCAAGCUGGAGCAGAGGCGGUUUGGCAAGAGAAGAAGAAUAGGCUCCAAUAUCUGCUCGAUAAGAGAAAAAAAGAGCACGAGGAGAAGUAUAAAGAUACUCCACUGUCCAAAUGCGUUCAUGUUUUGCCGUGCAUUUACAAGAUGCGAGCUAAGGAAGCGCAGGAGGUCCAGUUGUACCAGAUGAAAGAGAAGCAAGCGCGCAAGAUGGCGGAAAUGGAGUUCGACAAAAUGUGGCACGAGGUGGCCAUGAAGGAGGCUGACGCUUUGACAGCACGAAUGGAGUAUGACGCUAUUGAACGCUUCCGGAAGGACAGAGAGUGCAAAGAGUACUCAGAUUACCAACUGGAGCAGAGACGUAUUCAAAGGGAGAAGGAGAGAGAGAUGUUGAAACAGGAGACAUUGAGGUUUAUGUCCAUGUGGGAAGAGGACAAGAGAAAGGAAGAAGAAGACGAACAAAUGCGAAAAGAGAAAACAAUAGAAAUAGCAGAGGAACGUAAGAAAAUGAUUGAGGAGAAACAAGAGAUGCUCGCGAAGCAGCAAGCAGAGGAGAAGUUAGUUUCAGAUGCGUGGGACUCCCUCGCUGGGCAAGGGCUUGCAGAUGAAAAGGCAAUGAUCGAAUUAAGAAAGAGAAAAGAGAAAGAACUAGAUGAAUGCAACAAGAAGCUUAUAGAGCUAAAGAAGCAGAUGACGGAGAUGGAAGCUCAAGAUGAUGUAUACAGAAGAGAGCAAGCGCAGCGGUCCCAAGAUGUAAUGGAUCGAACCCGAUGCGAAUAUUUAAAAUGGUCUCGAAGGACCAACGAGGAAGUUCGUCAAGCAAUGAAAGAUCAGAUCAUAGAGCGUCAGCAGGCCAAGGAACUACUGAAAAAGAAAAUGGCAGAAGAAAACGAAUACUACAGACAGCUGUCCGAACAACUAAAACAACUGGCGGAACACAAAAAGAAGGUUGAUGCUGAGGCAAAGAAGCAACAUCAGAGGAACUUACUGGAACAGAUGGAGUAUAACAAUUUAUUGAAGGAGCGAGCACGACAAGAAGAACUCGAUCAAAUAAAGAAAUACCGGAUCGCUACAGAAGAAUACGAGCAAGAGAUGAACAAGAUGCUGUGCCGACCGUUUUUCAGCGAGGAAGUUCAUCCUUUUAUGAAGCAAAUGGCUAAGCGGCUGAAAAUGAAAGAGAAGUGUCCGUGUUCCAAGAGUGAUUAUUGUAAAUGA
Messenger RNA from Parnassius mnemosyne (clouded apollo), 1581 nucleotides. The record is from the annotation of a GenBank genome assembly. Lineage: Eukaryota; Metazoa; Arthropoda; Insecta; Lepidoptera; Papilionidae.